Molecule: messenger RNA, 3122 nt
Organism: Hyalella azteca
Lineage: Eukaryota; Metazoa; Arthropoda; Malacostraca; Amphipoda; Hyalellidae
Gene: ValRS
Product: valine--tRNA ligase
Exons: 20
Coding region: 116-3103 (995 amino acids)
Biological process (GO): valyl-tRNA aminoacylation
Cellular component (GO): cytosol
Molecular function (GO): valine-tRNA ligase activity; ATP binding; aminoacyl-tRNA deacylase activity
Source: RefSeq, a predicted model, not a curated record
ACGUUCGUAGUUCGUACGGAACGGGCUGCGGCAACAUGAGCGUGCGAGCUUAGGACCGGCCAAUUAAUUCGAUAAAUAAAUAAAACGUCCUUCAAUUUUUACUAUAUUUAACGUCAUGUCUGACCUUGAGGUUAAAAAUAACGCACUUAAUGAAGAUGGAACUCCUAAAACAGCCAAACAGCUUGAAAAAGAAGCAAAAAAGGCAGCUAAGUUAGCCAAAUUCAAUGAAAAACAGGCGAAAGUUGCUGCAACUGCUGACAGCAAGCAACCUGAAAAGUCUAAGGAGAACCAGAAAAAACCUCCGAAGAAGGAAGAGAAACCUGUGGUCACAUAUGAUCUAGCUACUCCUGCUGGUGAGAAGAAAGAUGUGAGUGUUGAACUUCCAGGUCAAUACAGCCCACAGUAUGUGGAGGCAGCCUGGUAUCCAUGGUGGAAAAAACAGGGAUUCUUCAAGCCUGAGUAUGGGCGAGAUCUGAGUAAGCCUAACCCUGCUGGCCAGUUUGUGAUGGUCAUCCCACCACCCAAUGUUACCGGUAGUCUCCACCUUGGACAUGCCCUCACCAACUCGGUGGAAGAUGCCAUCACUAGAUGGCACCGCAUGAAGGGCAGAACCACCCUGUGGGUGCCAGGCUGUGACCACGCUGGUAUUGCCACCCAAGUCGUAGUGGAGAAGAAACUCAAGCGUGAGGAGAACAAGUCACGCCAUGAUCUGGGCAGAGAAGAGUUUGUCAAGCGUGUCUGGCAGUGGAAGGAAGACUUCAUAGUACCCUUGGUUGAGAAGCGAGAGCUGACCGGACGCACAGAACUCUCUGUACCAGGCCACCCUGACAAGGUCGUGUUCGGCGUGUUGGUGCAGUUUGCUUACCCUGUCAAAGACAGCGCUGAGCGCCUCGUCGUCGCCACUACCAGGAUAGAGACCAUGCUCGGCGACACAGCUGUGGCUGUCCACCCAGAUGACAAGCGAUACCAGCACCUGCUGGGCAGCUCUGUGGUGCACCCCAUCACCGGCGCCGUGCUGCCCAUCAUUGCUGACGCCUUCGUUGACAUGGAGUUCGGGACGGGCGCCGUGAAGAUCACGCCUGCCCACGACCCCAACGACUACGACGUGGGCAAGCGCCACGACCUGCCCUUCGUCAACAUCCUUACCGACGAGGGGCGGAUCGUGGAGGGCUUCGGCGAAUUCAGCGGUCAGCAUCGCUUCGAAUGCAGGGUCAAGUUGACUAAAAAACUCGAAGAGUUGGGCUUCUAUGUUGACACCAAAGACAACCCUAUGGUGGUGCCAAUUUGUUCCCGCUCCAAAGAUAUCAUCGAACCUCUCCUCAAACCGCAAUGGUACGUGAAAUGCGACGCGAUGGCCGAGGACGCAAUUGCAGUGGUGGCCUCAGGAGAGCUGGAAAUCAUCCCGAAGGUCCACGAGAAGACCUGGAAUCACUGGAUGAGCGGCAUCCGUGACUGGUGCAUUUCUCGCCAGCUGUGGUGGGGACAUCGCAUCCCUGCCUACUACGUCACCUGGCCUCAGGCUGAACAGGCCGGCGUAGAUGAAGCCGCGCGCUGGGUGUGUGGCCGAAGUGAGGCUGAAGCGCGCAAGAAAGCCGCGACCAAGUUCGGUGUAGCGGAGUCAGAGAUCAGCCUUGUUCAAGAUCCUGACGUGCUCGAUACGUGGUACAGCUCUGCUCUCUUCCCUUUCUCUGUAAUGGGUUGGCCUGAGAAGACGCGCGACAUGGAACUUUUCUAUCCAGGCACUUUGUUGGAAACUGGACAUGAUAUUCUGUUCUUCUGGGUGGCUAGGAUGGUGUUCUUUGGCAGGAAACUCCUAGGCAAACUGCCCUUCAAGCAAGUGUACCUGCAUGCAAUGGUGCGCGAUGCCCACGGUCGCAAGAUGAGCAAAAGCUUGGGGAACGUCAUCGACCCCAUGGACGUGAUCAAGGGCAUCACAUUAGAGGAGCUUCACCUUCAGCUGGAAGAGAACAGCAACCUUGAUCCCAAGGAAGUAGAGAAGGCUAAGAUGGGUCAAAAGAGUGACUACCCUAAAGGCAUCCCUGAGUGUGGCACUGAUGCUCUACGUUUCGCUCUAUGUGCAUACACUUCUCAGGGUCGAGACAUCAACCUGGACGUUCUGCGCGUCAACGGGUAUCGUAAUUUCUGCAACAAGCUCUGGAAUGCAACCAAGUUUGCCAUGAUGAACCUCGCUACUCCUUUCACCCCUUUCUCGUCUCUCAAGGAACUCCACGCAAUGGGCUCACUGAGGAUCGUCGACCGCUGGAUGCUGAGUCAACUUGCGGUGGCAGUGCGGGACUGCAACGCUGGAUUCCAAGACUACAACUUCCAGGCGGCGACGAGUGCGCUGUAUUCGCUGUGGUGGUACAACAUCUGCGACUCUUACCUGGAGUGCAUCAAGCCGCGGCUGUACGGUCAGCCGUGUGCUGACAGGGAUGCCGCCCAACAGGUGCUUUGGACAUGCCUGCACACCGGUCUACGCCUCAUCUCUCCUUUCAUGCCCUUCCUGUCGGAAGAGCUGUUCCAGCGUCUGCCUGUGCCUCCUGGAGCAGUGCAGCCUGAGUCGAUCUGCGUUGCGCCCUACCCUGACACUGAAGACUACCUGAUGUUCAUCGAUGAAGAGGCAGAGGAGCAAUUCAAACUUGGACAGAAGGUCAUCAACGAAGUGCGGUCUGCCAAAGCUAAAUAUGAUAUUCCCAACAAAAGUAAAAUUGAACUGUCGCUGAUGAGCGACAACAGUUCGACGCAGAUGGUGCUGGAGUCUCUGAGUCGCGACAUAGCGACACUCGCGAUCGCUUCUUCAGUGACGGUGACGACCGAGCAGCCCAGCGGCUCGGUACCCACGCCAGUGGGGGGAGAUUGCGUCGCUUGGCUCAAAUUGCAGGGAUUGGUGGACCUGAGUAAAUGCGAAGAAAGAUUGCAGAAAAAGCUUGCCGAGUGCUUGAACAAGAGCGGCGCUCUUACAGCUGACAUGGCCAAGGAUUCUUACGCCAAGGUCCCAGAUGACGUCAAGGAGAAGAACAGCGACCGACUCAAAGAACUGAAAGCUGAAGAGGAGCAAACAAGAGAUGCGAUCCAACAACUAGCUGCAAUGAAGAAGGAAUAAUAAAACUCUAAACCUUCAA